UAAAGCGUAAUCAGGAAACAGUAUAAUAGUUACUGAAUAGAGACACAGAAAAAAAGAUGAAGUUCCAGCUACUAAUGAUUUUCUCUCUCCUUGGUCUGGGGUCAGCCUGGAACCAACCCAGCACCUGCUACGUGAGACAAUCUAUUUGCUCGAGCGACUCGGAGAUCAGAGGGAUAAGAGAAACUUUGGUGUCCAUACAAGAAACACUGAAGAGCUCUUUGACAUCAAUUAGUGCUUCACUGCAACAACUGGCAGCUCAAGACACAACUACUAACCCUCCAACAGAAUCAGCUACAACUACCGACCCUCCAACAGAACCAGCCACAACAACCGACCCUCCAACAGAACCAGCUACAACUACCGACCCUCCAACAGAACCAGCCACAACAACCGACCCUCCAACAGAACCAGCUACAACUACCGACCCUCCAACAGAACCAGCUACAACUACCGACCCUCCAACAGAACCAGCUACAACUACCGACCCUCCAACAGAACCAGCUACAACUACUGAGAUGUAUCUCUCAAUUGGAACAUUUGAAUAUCCAGCUAUCUCUUGCAAUGACAUCCCUCAAGACAGACCAUCUGGAGAAUAUUGGAUUGCGACUAACACUACUAGCUUUCCUAUUCAGGUCUACUGUGACAUGAAUCGAACAAGCUGUAGCUGCAACACUGCAGGAGGAUGGAUGAGGGUAGCCAACCUUGACAUGACUGACCCCAACCAAAACUGCCCAAAUGGAUUCAUACUGGUGAACAGAACAACACCACCACUGCGUACUUGUGGCAGACCUGGACCAAUUGGAUGUGCGUCUACUACCUAUCCAACUUAUGGAGUGGAGUACUCUCGAGUUUGUGGGAGAGUGAUUGGCUAUCAAGACAGAAUACCCAAUGGUUUUAUACCGUAUAUAAAAUAUAAUUCUCUUCUUGACGAUAUUUAUGUUGAUGGUGUGAGUUUAACCCACGGACAGGCACCACGUCAGCACAUCUGGACAUUUGUUAAUGCAGUCGAUGAAUCUCGCGGAGGUAACCAUGUGUGUUUCUGCACAAGACCUGAUCUCACUUACACUGGAGUUGUACCCCCCUAUGUCGGUCAAGACUACUUCUGUGAAACUGGUAGCCGACAAAAAGCUACUGGUCUCUUCUACGCUGAUGAUCCACUCUGGGACGGUCAGGGAUGUGCAAGUGGCAGUACUUGCUGUGAGUUCAAUAACCCACCGUGGUUCUGCAAGCAACUCCCUCAGCCGACUACAGACGAUAUUGAGAUCAGGCUCUGUGGCGAUCAGGACACUGGAAAUGAAGACUCGCCUCUGGAGCUAGUGGAUAUCUACAUUCGCUGAUUUAUAUAUGUAUUAACAUUAAACGUUAAGCAUUAAAAAAUAAUAGUUGCCUGAUUUACUUUAGUGGUGCAUUCACUGACAUUUAGAUGUAGAUAAUUUUAGUGUGUGCAUGCAUGAAUAUUUAAAUACAUGUACAGUUUUAUUUGUCAAUCAGUGAUUUUCAAUUUCAUUAUUAAGGCGUUACAGCACAUAA
Molecule: messenger RNA, 1530 nt
Organism: Halichondria panicea
Lineage: Eukaryota; Metazoa; Porifera; Demospongiae; Suberitida; Halichondriidae
Exons: 2
Coding region: 57-1337 (426 amino acids)
Source: RefSeq, a predicted model, not a curated record